Molecule: messenger RNA, 130 nt
Organism: Racocetra fulgida
Lineage: Eukaryota; Fungi; Glomeromycota; Glomeromycetes; Diversisporales; Gigasporaceae
Source: the annotation of a GenBank genome assembly
AGAUAAAGAAACAAUUGUUACUAAUGAUGCAUCUGAACAGAUAAACUUACAAUGUCAGUUAUUUACUGAUAUUCUGAUGCAUGUUAAGAGACAAAUUUUUUAUAAAUCUGAGCGAAAUGAAGUGGCGUGA